This is a messenger RNA of Cucurbita moschata (crookneck pumpkin), 4533 nucleotides long. Its product is annotated as probable serine/threonine protein kinase IREH1. NCBI's taxonomy places the organism in Eukaryota, Viridiplantae, Streptophyta, Magnoliopsida, Cucurbitales, Cucurbitaceae. The record is from RefSeq and is a predicted model, not a curated record. The coding region runs from base 287 to 4177 and encodes 1296 amino acids. Gene Ontology annotation, biological process: intracellular signal transduction; peptidyl-serine phosphorylation. Gene Ontology annotation, molecular function: ATP binding; protein serine/threonine kinase activity. The transcript has 18 exons.
GACUUUUUGCCCUAAAAAAAUGAAAGCAAGAACAGAGCACAAAAAUUGAUCAGAUUUGUUCGCUAGCAGUUAGCACACAUGGCUGUCCUUCCCUGUUUUUCUGUGUUUCUCCAUUCCAUGUCCUCUCAAGUUCCACCCACAGUCCACUCCAGACGUUUACUUUCCUCGUUCUCCACUUUGAAACUCCCAUUUUCAAUUUCAAGCUUUUCUUCAUGUUCGUCAAUGUCGCUGUGAGCGCCAAACUUUGAACACUUCCUUCAGCCGUAGCACAAGAAUCGCGGUUACUAUGGUAUUCAAAGGCAGGUUUUUCUCCUCUUCCAAGAAGUCUGAUUCUUCCAGUCCCGAUGGAUCCAGUCCUCGAUUCCUUGGUUCUAACUCGCCCAGUAGAUCCGACAAGAAGAAGAACAAAUCAGCCGCCAAAGAUGAACCCCAGAUUUCUAAUACCACUACUAGUAGCUUUAAAGGUACUGUUCUGAAAGAUUCUACUAGGAGUAAGGAUUGGAAACGAAAAGAUGGUCAAGUUUUAUUGCCGACUGAGACGCCAUCGAAGUCCGAGGCAAUAUCUGGAUUGAGCUUAGGGCCGAAGGUUAAGAAGUCGAGCGAUGUGAAGGAUGUGGCCUCAUCGGUUUCGCCUAUUCUCGCAUCAUCCCUUGGAUUGAAUAGGAUAAAGACAAGAUCAGGCCCGUUGCCGCAGGAGAGCUUUUUGGGGUUUAAAGGUGAUAAGGGCUCAUUGGGUUCGAGCAAUCUUUCCAGGAACUGUGGCAAUGGAAGCUCAGGCUCCAAUUCUGGUUCGACAUGGUCGGCGUCUUCUAGUGGAGGGAAGAGAGAGGCGGCGAGCCAGAAGAGAUUGGGGUUUCAGGACAAUGUUAAAAGCUAUAUUCACAAUGCUAGCAAUCCCGACAAUAUGGCAACUGGUAAUGCAGCAUCUACUGAAAGGAGUCCAAAUUUGUUAGGACAGCCUCGGUUGCAGAAUGUCGAAUCAUCCAAUGAAGCUGGACGCAAUGAAUCAUCAUGGGCAUUUUCAGAAGGAUCAAGAAACAUAGAUUUCUGUACGCCAGAGUCUUCUUAUGAUUGUGAAAAUCCAAAAGAGUCUGAAUCUCCACGCUUUCAAGCUAUACUUCGAGUCACAAGUGCUCCUCGAAGGAAGUAUCCUGCGGAUAUCAAAAGUUUUUCCCAUGAACUAAAUUCAAAAGGUGUACGACCUUUCCCACUCUGGAAGUCACGUCGUUUAAAUAAUUUGGAGGAGAUCUUAGUUAUGAUACGAGGAAAAUUUGACAAGGCAAAGGAAGAAGUAAAUUCUGAUUUGGCCAUUUUUGCUGCUGAUCUGGUUGGAAUUCUUGAAAAAAAUGUUGAUACUCAUCCAGAGUGGCAAGAGACCAUUGAAGACUUGUUGGUUUUAGCUCGAAGCUGUGCCAUGUCAUCUCCUGGUGAAUUUUGGCUUCAGUGUGAAGGCAUUGUUCAGGAAUUGGAUGAUAGACGCCAAGAACUUCCUCCAGGCAUGCUGAAACAACUUCAUACUCGAAUGCUGUUCAUUCUCACUAGAUGUACCAGGCUACUACAGUUCCAUAAAGAAAGUGGGUUAGCAGAAGAUGAGAAUGUUUUUCAGCUUCGUCAAUCACGAAAUCUGCAUUCUGCCGAUAAACGUAUUCCUCCAGCUAUGGGAAGGGAAAUGAAAAAUUCUAAUGCAGCCAAGGCUUCUAAGGCAGCUUCAUCCAGGAAAUCUUACAGCCAGGAGCAGCAUGGCUUGAACUGGAGCAGAGAACACGACAUGCUGCCUAGGAAUAAUGUCUCUGCAUCUUCUGAUGAUACUUCAAAGAAGUUGGAAUCUCCUACUGGCAGAGAUCGGAUGGCUUCUUGGAAAAAAUUGCCUUCUCCGGCAGCCAAAAGUGUGAAAGAACCUACUUUGAAGGAUAAAGGUGAUAAUAAGAGUUUUAAAUCUUUGAAUGUGCCAAAAAUCAGGACUGAUGUUUCUGAAACUGUUUUUGCUGCUGCAAAUGAGCUUCCUCUGCCAAGAGAUUCUCAUGACCAGCCUACCAAGCACCAACAUAAACCUUCUUGGGGUUGGGGUGAUCAACCAUCUGUAUCUGAGGAGAGUUCAAUCAUUUGUCGCAUUUGCGAAGAAGAGAUUCCUACUGCAAAUGUGGAAGACCAUUCAAGAAUUUGUGCAGUUGCUGAUCGAUGUGAUCAGAAGGGUAUAAGUGUUAAUGAACGUCUACUCAGAAUUGCUGAAACUCUAGAGAAGAUGAUUGAGUCCUUUUCGCAAAAAGAUUCUCAACAUGUAGGAAGUCCAGAUGUUGCAAAAGUUUCAAAUUCUAGUAUGACUGAAGAAUCUGAUAUUUCCCCGAAACAUAGUGAUUGGUCCCGCAGGGGCUCAGAAGACAUGCUCGAUUGCUUCCAUGAAACUGAAAAUUCUGUUUUCAUGGAUGACUUGAAAGGUUUACCUUCCAUGUCUUGUAAAACUCGUUUUGGUCCAAAGUCUGAUCAGGGUAUGACAACAUCAUCUGCUGGUAGCAUGACUCCUAGAUCUCCUUUAUUAACACCAAGAACCAGUCCGUUUGACUUGUUUUUGGCAGGGAAAGGUGCUUACUAUGAACACGAUGAUCUUACACAGAUCAGUGAUCUUGCAGAUAUUGCACGCUGUUCAGCAAAUGCUCCUCUGGGUGAUGAUUGCUCGAUGCAAUAUCUGUUGACGUGCCUUGAAGACUUGAGAGUUGUCAUUAACCGCAGGAAGUUUAAUGCACUGACAGUUGAAACUUUUGGCACUCGCAUUGAGAAGUUAAUACGGGAGAAGUAUUUGCAGCUUUGUGAGCUGGUGGGUGAUGAAAAGAUUGACAUAGCGAGCACUGUUAUUGAUGAAGAUACUCCUCUAGAUGAUGACGUUGUUCGUAGCUUAAGAACAAGUCCCAUCCAUUCUUCAAAGGACCGUACAUCAAUUGAUGACUUUGAGAUUAUAAAACCUAUCAGCCGUGGGGCAUUUGGCCGGGUUUUCCUGGCUAAAAAGAGGACAACGGGGGACCUUUUCGCAAUAAAGGUUUUGAAGAAAGCUGAUAUGAUUCGAAAAAAUGCUGUUGAAAGUAUUCUGGCAGAACGUGAUAUUUUAAUAUCUGUGCGCAACCCUUUUGUGGUUCGCUUCUUCUACUCCUUUACUUGUCGUGAAAAUUUAUAUCUCGUGAUGGAGUAUUUGAAUGGAGGAGAUCUUUACUCCUUGUUGAGAAAUUUAGGCUGCUUAGAUGAAGAGGUUGCUCGUGUAUAUAUCGCAGAAGUGGUUCUUGCUUUGGAGUAUUUGCAUUCACUCGGGGUAGUUCAUCGUGACUUAAAGCCGGAUAAUUUAUUAAUAGCACAUGAUGGUCAUAUUAAGCUGACAGAUUUUGGGCUUUCCAAAGUUGGUCUUAUCAACAGUACUGAUGAUUUGUCUGGACCAGUUGUUAGCGGUAUCACUCUUCAUGGGUAUGAUGAGCCUACAAUGUCUGCUUCUGAGCAUCAACAAGAAAGACGAAAGAAGCGUUCUGCUGUUGGCACUCCAGACUAUUUGGCACCAGAGAUACUAUUGGGAACUGGACAUGGUGCCACAGCUGAUUGGUGGUCUGUCGGGAUCAUUUUAUUUGAGCUAAUUGUUGGAAUUCCACCCUUUAAUGCAGAGCAUCCCCAGACUAUAUUUGAUAACAUUCUCAACCGUAAGAUCCCGUGGCCUCAAAUACCUGAAGAGAUGAGCCACGAUGCUCAAGAUUUAAUUGAUCGAUUAUUGACUGAAGAUCCUCACCAGCGACUUGGAGCUAUAGGCGCACAUGAGGUGAAGCAGCAUAUGUUCUUUAAAGAUAUUAACUGGGACACGCUUGCCCGACAAAAGGCUGCAUUUGUUCCAACAUCUGAAAGUGCUCUUGAUACUAGUUACUUUACAAGUCGCUACUCAUGGAAUCAUUCAGAUGAUCAUGGCUAUCCACCCAGUGAACUUGAGGAUUCAAGUGAUGCUGAUAGCUUAAGUGGUAACAGUAGUGUGAGCAAUCGUCAAGAUGAAGUGGUUGAUGAAUGUGGGGGCCUUACAGAUUUUGAGCCUGGUUCUUCUGUCAAUUACUCAUUCAGUAAUUUCUCUUUCAAGAAUCUCUCCCAGCUUGCAUCCAUCAACUAUGACCUGCUUUCUAAGGGUUUGAAGGAUGAUCCUCCCGAUCACGAUGCAUAACUGUGUUAAUCCUCGCACGUCUGCCAAAUGCUUUCUGGCUAUUGGUUCGAUGUUCUUCCCUGUUUUGUAUCUGCAAUGUUCUGUACAUAGACAGAAAAGUUUUAGAAGCUAAAGCUGGUUUGUGAUGCUCUCUUUCAAAUUACAGACGCCAUCUUCAAACCAGGUGGCUUUCGACUUUCGUUUUCCUGUUCACUGUGUUUCUCUUCCUUCUCUCCACCCUCAAAUGAGUUCCGAACUUGAAAAAUUCCAUUGCUUAAAUGGUUCCCUUAACGUGUAUACCUGUUUUCUUAGACAAUCCAUACAUUUAUGUAUUCAUAAUAUAUAUUAUAUAUCAAGGAGAAGCAUAAUUGUGUACA